AAAAAAAAAGAAACCAGGAUUAUCACUGAUUAUUUUGUAGCAGUAUUGUAGCGGACACGAAACUGUGCACCCGGGCUAUGCAAACAAGCUCCUUCUACUUCCGCGCUUGGUGAAAAAAAAUUAUCAAGUAAAUCAUUAGAAUCAGCAUAGUACAAGCAACACUCCGAACGAGGCCUUAUGGUUCGGCUUCGCCACAUUACGAUUCACAGUGCGGUGAAGCCCACACUCACAACAGGGAUGCGCCUGACGGAUCUCCAAAACGUUUUUCGAUAAAACUAUCGCGCUUGCUUCGUUCUUACGAUGCUAAAGAAAAAUAAUGGCUAAUCGUGUCACGGCCGCCUCAUUCAACACCGCAUGUUGACGUUCCGUGGAGAGCGGCCGGGAGUAUUAAAAAAAAAGAAAAAGAAUGUGGGGCAGCCAAUCGCCAACUGGCUCGGCAGCCGUCAGCGACACCGCCGAUUCGUUCAUGUUUCCUGUGCUUUCUGUUUGUGUUGGCUUUAAGCGCAACUGUCAGGCGCGUUCAUUCUCCUCCUGCCGAGCUACCACACCGCACUACAUCCAAGAUGCAGAUGCUCACAGUGCCAGUCGAGACGACCGUCUACCUGGGUGCCGUGGGUGUGAUUUUGGUGAUGCUCGGAGUGUUCUACCUCUACCUGAGCAAGAAGGUUUGCUUCACGACCAUUGGAGGCUUCCCGUGCUGCGAUGGUGCCGUAUCGUCUCGUGAACGCGAGCGACAGGUGAUCGCCAGAAACUUGGGGGCAGCGUAUGCCUACGAUGACGUCGAGUCAUCAUCAGAAAGCGACGAAGAAGUCAUACAACAACUGCAUCAUUCUGCCAGCCUGCAGGGGGGCUUUCUCAACAGCACAUCAGCCCGAAAAGUGUCAAGCAUGGGCCACUCCACUGACCAUGCACACGGCAAUGGGCACCUGCCUCAACCAGAUUUGGUUUCCCUUGCGGAGAACGGUCGUGCCGUAUCUACGGGGGCAGAGGCAGCGGAAGCGGCAGACACGAGCAGGGCUUCUUCCAAGCCAGUACAAGGAACUUCUACUGUUCGCACCGCUUUACAGUACGAGAACGGUGCUUUCCUGAAGGCCGAAGACUCUCCACUUUCAUUGGCAGCAUGUGGAGGAACUGACGAGCCCAUGCUACUUGACUUGGCUGAAGAGGAGUUGAGGUGCGUCGCCGAGGCGUCCGGUCUGCACGGUCCUGGUCCUUCGGAGCAGACCACCCGCUGCGGUGCCCUUGAGCUCAUGUUUGAGUACAAUGAGUCGGCCCGCAAGGUCAUGGUCACGGUCCUGAGGGCACAUGACUUGCCCAGUCGAGACCGUGGAGGGGCUAAUAGCGUACAAGUACGGCUAUUGCUGCUGCCUCAUAAAAGGCAAAAAUUCAGAACAAAAAUAAAACAAGCUGGCGAAGAUAUGACCUUCAACGAAACCUUCGCCUUCACGCGCAUCAGCCCUGAGGAAGUGAACACUAUGGGGCUGCGUGUACGGUUGUACGGGUGCGAACGCAUGCGCCGGGAGCAUCUCGUCGGGGAGACCGUGCUGCCUUUCCAGUGCCUGGCUCUUGACCAGCCUUCCACCAUGUGGCUCAUGCUGGAGCCACGGUCUAACCUGGCUCAUUGGGAUUCCAAGUGUGAGAUUUCCAGCUUGGCCCGAUCAGACUCGACAAGUUCGGCGCAGUCGAUGCAGCACGGAGGUCUUCCAGAACUGCUGCUAGGACUCGCCUACAAUGGCACAACCGGGCGCCUCGCUGUCGAGGUGAUCAAGGGUAGCCACUUCCGCAAUGUCACCAUGAACAGGGCCCCAGACACUUUCGUCAAACUUACGCUGAUGUCUUCGAGUGGUCAAGAGAUAACCCGAAGCAAGACGUCCGUUCGGCGGGGACAGCCGAAUCCUCUCUUCAAAGAAACAUUUGUGUUCCAGGUUGCCCUCUUUCAGUUGCCAGAUGUGACGCUAAUGGUUUCUGUUUACUACAAGCGGUCCAUGAAGCGAAAAGACAUGAUUGGUUGGUUCUCGCUGGGCCUUAACAGCUCUGGUGAAGAGGAACUCUCACACUGGAAUGACAUGCGUGAAAGCAAAGGAGAACAGAUGUGCAGGUGGCACGUGCUCCUCGACAGCUAGCAAGCUGAGCUCGUCCACAGGGCGACUUCGCUUCCAUGCCUGAAGAGAAGGACAAGUCUUGCAGAGUCGGCUCAGUGAGAACAAGGUUGAGAUCGAGGAAGCUGCCUGCCUCCGGGAAGACGGGAAGUGCGUACUUAUCUAAGCUCGUCUUGAGUACGGUACACAUUUUUCGGCUGUUACCUUCAGAAGAAAAUAAUUUCGGCGUCUCCUUAGCCAGUUCUCUUGUUACUCAAAUUACACAAACAUUGCAAGACUGCACUCUCAAUGUUGCGUCGGUUUGCUCAUUCAUAACUUGAGAAAAAUGAGAAAAUCUGACGCGAGCGCGAUUGUUCGAGCAGCACCAUUUUGUCGUACGAGUGCAAGUAUGGCGGAAGCCUUUCCCAAAAGAUCAAGACUGUUGUCGCACACAUCUGGUAUAAUCACCUGAUUUGCGUGACGCUUUCCGGAAGACACGUAGAACAUAUUGUUACCUCUUCUUAUGCACCGAGUCUGGUGAGAUGUAUUAUAUACGGUGCUUCCGACACCGUCGGUGUUAUCUUCCCGCAUGGCAGUGCGCGAGACCUCCUCAUGUCUUGACUUCAGCACCAUUGCUCUUCAAACUCAACCAAUAUAUUGAAGCCACUCAUGAAAUAUGUAAACACAAUGUGUGUUCCCCUCCCAUUUUAUGUCUUCUUGAGGUUGGCUUUAAGAUCAGCCAAAGCACUCUUUAUGGGAAGGAUGCAUGUGGUCCACGUGAAGUAUACUCAAACAUAUCUGUGCUCAGAGACUGUGCAAACCUCCGAGGUGCACAUAGUGCACAUUUUUGUAUGUGCAAAUGGAGUCGCAUAGACUUUCUUUGACAUUUGCAUACAGCAUGACUGGUCGCUGCUUGUGGAUGGUGACUUAAUUUGUGAGCUGUGUGUGUGCGAGGAAUGCACUGGUUGAUAGUCUGUACAAGGAUUUUUUAUAUAUGUGAUUGGUUUGAAUGUCAUAAGCAUGUUUUUCAUGUGCAAAUAGGGUCAUAUAGACUUUCUUCGAGGUUUACAUGCAGCAUGACCGGUCGCUGCAUGUGGAUGGUGACUAUUAUUUAUUUAUUUAUUGUAUUUAUUAUAUUGUGAGCUAUGUGCAUAUGGAAGGAAUGAACUGGUUGGUUGUUUGUACAAAGUACUUAAUCAUUUAUUUCAUUUUCUUCGCAUAUGUGUUUUGUUGAAUGUCAUACAUGUUUUGUUUGCAUGUGCACAUGCAGUCACAUAGACUUUCUCGGUAUAUUAUAUGCAGCAUGGCCGGUCGCUGCUUGUGGACAGUGGCUAUUAUCUGUGAGCUACGUGUGCAUACAAACAAUGCACUGGUUGUAGUUUGUACACAUAUUUGUCUGUCUCAUUUAUUUGCAUAUGUGUUUUUGUUUGAAUGUCAAAAGUUGAGUGUUUGCCUGGCGUGCUUUGUAAAACAGAUGGCCAGGAUUUUGGCGCUUUAUUUGAACCCAUGUCUGGCCUAACGUUUUUCUUUCUUCCUUCUCAGUAAGUGUUUGUUGUAGUACAGCUCUAACCUGAGGAUGUGAUUGAAAGGACUUUGAUAUUUGGUAUUGCUGAUCUAUAGUAGCAACAUGAGAGUUUCAGUAUGAAAUGUGUUAUUAGAACACUAGGUUAUGCAGGAAGGAGACUAAGUAAAGACCACAAAUAGGUGAAACAGUUUGCACAAUAAAAGUAGCAAACAAACAAAACAAAAAAAAGAUUGUGUUAAGCUGUCCUAAGAAUCUUGUUCACAAAUAGAACCUCCUCUUGAGCGCGUAAGUUGUGACACUUAGCAGGUUUGAUGUUCGGAUGUUUCACACUGUUUGUCGGGAAAUCAGUUUUUUAUGUGAACAGUCUUGAAUAGCACAUCCCACAACAUAGUUUCUUGUGAUGCCUUUAGCUACCCCGUAGCCUUGCACUUUCUAGUCAUUGAGUGCUCCAAAUACGUAUACUACGUACAUGUGUCAUUGUGUGUGUAUAACUGUCAGGGCUGCCUCCUUGACAUAAAAUUUUCGUGUUGAGUGAGUUUUGACGGAAAGUCAUGUGGUGACCAGGUAUAUAUUUUACUAUGAGUAAGUUUUUGGCUUCUCGGUUUCGUGAGUUUUAGGUUAAAAAUUUUGCUUUUCUGUAUAAUACUGUCGAUUGCUGCCCACAGAAGUACACAUAAUCGCCGAGUAAUCAACUUUUAAAGUUUGCAAAACUGUUUCGCUGUUUCUUUUUCAGCAUUUAUCAGAGCGCUAUCUAGCUGCCAUUUUGAGUCAUGAUUCAACUGCAACCCUGAGUCUGCCUGCAAUGUUGUGAGCACAUGUUAUUCACUUCAUACCACUAAACAUUUUCCGAGGCAGCUUGUACAAACUGUAAGUUCACUAGAGGACAAUGAAAGUGUAAACUUGAGAGCCCUCAUUUUUUCUCAUUUAGCGCUAAUCACAGACACUAAUCACUAACUGGACACUAAUAACUAAUCGGAGACGUAGCUUUCGUUUCAGCUUUUAAGCAUGUAUCGCGAUACCAUUGUAAUGUGGCUGCUGAACACUGUAGCACUGCUGUAAUAGUCACCAACAUAGCCGUACGAUUAUGAGAACAAAGAUAUGAUCACCCAUUACUAAAUUGUCCUAGGCACAUUCUACGUAGGCAGCGAUACGAUAGGGAGUUUCGUUGAAUUGAUUCUCAUCAAACUUUUUCAUGUUUCGUACUCACGCCCAUAGAAACUUCAAUAUGAUAAAGUGAUGAAAGCAUUUCGUUGCUUCUUCAUUGAUACUGGCAUCUGCGAUGAACACCGAGUUGACAGAGUCACAUGCGUGUCUCAUACCUGUGGGCCUGGAAAACUUGCAGACUUUGUUAUGAGAAUUUUUUGAUAGACAUCUUCCCUCGCUUAAUGCAAGAAUCGAUCUCUUUUUUUUUGUUUAUUAUAUUAACCAGGUGUAAAGGAAUAGCCAUCACCAGCAAGAGGCAGCAAUAGCCCCUUAGCUUGUUUGUACAUUGAUUAAAAAAAAAAAAGAAAGAGAGACAGAAAGAAGGGAAGAAAAACUGAAGUUGCAGUCUUCAGGAGCUGUAUUUUGCAGAGCAGGCAGCCCUGACGUGCGUUGCCUCUCGUGUCUAAACAUCUUCGGUCCCCGAGCGCAGUUCUCAAAAGUUUGGGAAAUAUUCUGGCCGAGGACACAGUAUCACUCUCGCCUAGGGCUGAGAUGCCCAGCAUCAGUGCUGGUGGUUGUCCCUAUGGGAGUGUGGAAGCCUUUCUUUCUCUCGCCUGUUGUCCCGCUGUUGGGCCUUGUACGAACACACGUUUAUAUAUUUUGCAAACACGUUUGGCAGCCUAGUCUGCUUCGAUUUUUUUUUGUCUUGAGCUUAAGCCACUGCCGGCUUUGCAGCGCCCCAAGAAGCAAAAUUAGCGCAGCAACAAGUUGGCCCAACGUGCGUAUCAACUUAGUAAAAGCUAGUAGAAGUGCUCUGCCCAGUCAUGCCAGAAGUGGUUUUCUGAUAUGCCAUUGAAAUAAUGGUAAAAUAAUUGGCUCGAAUCGUACAUGCGGCCAACUUGUCGGGUGUUGAGCCAAUCUGUUGCGACAAGCUUUGUGUAAUACGAAUGCUACAAUGUGAUAACAUUGCAUAAGCUCACUUUUUUUUUGCCAACCCUCAACAAACCUAUACAAUACUGGUCUGGUUGUUUCACAUUGCUUUGAUAGUGAUCUGAUAGCCGUAUAAAACAUGAAUAAUGGAGGUUCUGCAUGAUGCAUCGUCAACCAACUCAGUAGCACUCUUCUGAAUGUUAAAACGAUAGAAGUGUGCUUAUAGCCGCAAUGUUUAAAUGCUUUGUUAUGCGACCAUUAAAGCGUUGCAGGAGAAAUAAGAAACGAUCCAGUUGAUUCAUACUUGUAAUCAGCAUAUAAAAAUGACAGAGAUGGGUGUGUUUCUGUCGUUUCUGCAUAAACAUCUGUUUCUGUCAAUUUUCCAAGCUGGUUCUAAGUACUAGUAUACAUCAAUUCUAACUCUUCCAGCUUCCUACUUUACUACAGUGAGCCGUACGUUGAGCUGAACUUAAUUUUCUGGCAAUGCUGACUUCCAGUGGAAGACGAGUGAGCUUCCAGUGAUUGGCUGUUGGCUAUGUGCACUUGGGGCGUUGCAGGACGCUGAUGUGCAAAGGUAGUUCCCACGUGCAUAUGUGCUAACGCGGAGCUCAAGUUUAGUGUGGUUCAUAUUGAACUGUCAAUUAAGUGUUGAGCCGUGUUUUCUCGUGUGUUGUGCCACCCCAGCUGAUGUAUCGUGUGCAGACACGCCACAUAUAAGCGGGUGCAGUCUGGUGCAUCGACUUCCCGGACUUACGUGAGAGUCACAGCAUCCCCUUGAAAUGCACGCCGUUGACGUUGCGAAAUGCAUAAUAAGCACAGUGCCCCCUCCUCGAUAUGUAAAUGUUGUUAACCUUGUUUGUUUCCAGCAGUUGCAGCAGGUUAGCUUAACCUGCUGUUGACUUGCCGUUGACCAUAAGCCCUGACGUAGAUGGUAGCCAUUUUAACAUUUCCACUGGCAUCUAAUUUUGUGAAAUGAAUGACCUCGACCUUUUACAAAGUACUUCUUCCUGGCAGUGUUCUGCCCUGGGGUAGCAUGUUAAUGAGCUAUAAUUACAGUCCCUCAUCAACAGCAUGAGCAUGCUUUUGCAAACUUCAUGCUUUUUUCUUUUCUACCCGCAUCGAGGCAUUUGCCGGUAAGGUGCAAGACGGAGUUCAAAGCAAAAUUUUUAGGGAGUCUUAUUCUCUGAUUUCGCAAACUUGGCUAAACUUGCUAUGUAGUUUUUGUCAUUCAAGCUGCGAAAAGCUUGAUGCGUGUUCACUGUUUUGUUUUUAGGAGUGCCAGGGGAAGUGGUUAGAAGUUUUCUUUAUUGCUGCAAAGUGUUGCUGAAUGUACAUACUUAAAGACGAUAGACAGCACAAAUACGUAGACACAUCCAAACCAAACAAUAUGUAAGACAAGCACAAACACACACUGGCAAAGGCUACGAAAUAAGCAGAAAAGGCAUGGCGUGUAAAGCAUGUGUGUGAAGAAACUACAAGAAGUCAGUAGCCACACAUGCACGUAAAAAAAACUGUCUUUCUAUUACACAAUGCUCUCACUUGUUUUUUCCUACAUACACCUGUUUGAGAAUGUGUCUACUUAUUUUGCGCUACCUAUAGAUCUAAGUAUGUCUAACACAAUACUCCAGUAACAAGUUCUACUAGAUUGUGUGUUUCAGCUGUUGUGCCAAUGUUUUUGAGUUCACAUGCUACAGUUUCUUAACACUCAACUUGUGAAUGCCUCAGACAUAUUGAAGCUGGAAGUAUUUCUGGUACCACGUACACGUGACAAUCUAUUGUUUCCUGGUUGUACCAUUACUCAGGAUGUAAAAGAUAUCACAUCGUUGCUGAUGUCUUUUGCAUUGCUGUUGUGUGUGAAUCUGUUAAAGUGCGUGCCAAGUUAAAAAGUUUGUGUAGGAUGAUUCCAGGCACUAAAAAUAUAAAUGGAAGAAAGCUGGCAUGAACAGGUCAUAAGUUUGUGGUCAAAUAAUACCGACUUUGAAGCUAACGUGUUUUCAUGUUAAGGAGUGGUUUCAGCCAAAAUCUUUAUGACUAGUAGUUUAAGCUUAAGCUUGCAUCAACUAGAGAGCAUGCAGUCUACAUGUUUAGUAGUUGAUUUCAAGCAUUUUCUGUUGAAUUUUUGUUACUGCACAUUUGGUUUCAAUGGGCAAAUGUUCAAAUUCGAAGUAGUGUGUGUCACUUAUAUACUGACAAUUGCCUGCCUAGGAAGUUAGAUCGUUAACCGCAGUGAUCUUAUCUUCUUAAAAAUUGGUGAUUUAUGUAUGUAGUGUGUUGAGACUCUUGCAACUUAUUUGUUUGUGCCGAGAAAUGUGUGCUGCUUGUCAACUGGAUGGAUGUAUUUGGCAAGCUGUCGGCUGCAGCUUGCACCAUAAAUAUGAAAUGUGAUAACUUUCAUGUCUCUUCUUCUGUUCCCAGAAACAUUCAUAAGACUUCUUCUUCUUGUGCUUGUAUUUGUAUUGCUAAAAGGCAAUGUAAAAGGGUGCAGGGGGGACAGUCAAGAAGCGUUGUACUCUUGUAUGUUUCUUUGUUUUUCUGUGUUUCACCAAACAAACUUAACGGAAGUUCACAAUGUGGAGGAAGAUCAGCAGCAAUCAGUUUUCUAAAACAUUGAGUUAUAUAAAAAUUUGCCCAUGCCCUGCAAUCCACAGUAAAACCUUGUUGUAAUGAAGUUCUAUGUGAUAUGCUACAAUCUUUUGUGUGUCCAGCAUUCCUAUUCGUAUGACUGUUUCGACGUCAUUAUACCCAAUGAUUUGUUGCAUGUGGUGGUUUGUUCCAUCAUAUUGCUUAUUGCAUCUGAUAGUUUGUUAUAUAAAGGUUUGACAUGCUAACCUCCCGGUUUAACUUUGCAAUCUCAUCCGAUGUUCGUUAAAUACAAACCUUUUAUGGUUACAUCCUUAUAUCCAAUUAUUUGUGACAUCUGGUGAUUUAUUAUAUCCAACAAUUUGUGAUAUUCAAUUAUAUUUCCUCUGUGAUAUUUUUUUAGAGGUUUCCUUACUAGCCUCCUGGUUUUACUAUGUUGUGUCAUUUAACAGUCCUUGUAAACAUACAAUCGUUUCACACUGAUGACCGUGAGAAACCUUUUAUGUGUAUGUCACUGUAUCCAGUGAUUCAUUAUCCAUUACUGUGUUAUAUCUAGUUAUAUUUGCUGUAUCAAGGUCUGACAGUCAAGCCUCCUGAUUAAGCUCUGUUGGCAGAGCAACUGCGCCGGAAAUGUGAUGGGGCUGGGUUCACUGCACAGAGCAGAAUUGCUUACCUAUGCUUCAUCUGCGAAGAUUUCCGAGAAACCUGCAGGAGUUUUCUUUUGCUGUGUCACAUCAACCUCGGCCGAACGCCAACUUUCGUGUUCAUGUCUCCUCUUUGUGAGCAUACAGGUGCUUCAAGUAACAUACUUCACCUCAGAGGGCAGAUAUUCUGGGUUUCACCGCUCACGACGGACGAAAUCCGCCUGGGUAAACAAGAGACCACGUUUUAUUUACGCGUAUAUCGCGUUCACAGCGUGUGAUAUUUUUUUUCUUUGUCACUCGUAAUUCAUCGUGGUUUUGUAACUUCACUGGCACUGUGUUUGUGAUCUCUGCACUGCACACUUGACCUUUCUUUGUCCUUCUGCACUGCACUGUCAUGAAACAAUGUAAUUCCAUGUGAAUCUCACAAAAUUUAGAAUGAUUGACAGUUCGGUAUAACAGUGCACAAGUAAUGUGUUAUCUAGAUAUCGAACUGUCUAAUGUUGUGUCAGCUGAAAUAUAUUUAAAGAUUGACAUAUUCAAUUUGCGUACGUCAGUUGUGACCGUGUGAGUAUCAACUGUGUCUGUGAAUUUUUUUUUCCAAUGUUGAACUUGUCUCGUUCUCCUUUGGUUCUUGCAAAAUGUUUCGCUUAACUAAAGGUGGCAUCAGCAGGCUUGGCGUACUGAACAUACCACGCGUCGCCAAUCAAGGUUGAUGUCCUGUUGACAUCGCAAUUUUGUCCUGACGUGCGAGUCGAAACAGUGGUUGCAUUAGAUGCAAUGAGGGUAAAGCUCACAUCAGAGCAUUCACAUACCAUGUAACGAAAUUAAGAAAAAAAAUGGUGUCACUGUGAUAAUGUGACAUAAACAUGCUUACGCAUUUAAAAGUGUGUCACUUAUGGAUCGAUUGAUGUGCACGAGCCAAAAAGCAAGAGCAAAGUGCUUCAGUGUCAGCGUCAAUGAGAAUACUGUUGCUUUAAAGGAACACCAAAAAAAUGCGAGUUUAGUAACCCAAGCCUGUGUAGUACACCUUCGAAGACUUGCCACACGGCUAGAUUCUAAGCGCUAACUGUCAUGUAUUGAUUUGAUAAGUGCGCAUUUUACAACCUGUGUCAUGCGACUCGGUUGUGGUUCAGUGCCGUGAUUAUUAUGCACAUUGGUUAAAAGAAAGCUGUUAUCUGCACACCAAUAACAACGGGAAGAAAACAUUUGCCAAGUUUGUCGAACUCCAAACCCAAAGCAAUGUACGUGGCAAGCCCAGGUUGUAGGUCACUUGUAGCAGAUGUUGUUACGGGGGCAAUUUUUUUUUUAAGAAAAGAAGUUGCCUUUGUGCGUGCGCAUAUAAAUAUAUAUAUUACAGUUCCCACACACUGUUGACUGUUGCUUAUGGACAAAUCAUUCUGUAAGAGCCUCCUUUCUUUGUUGCACAUUAAAUAAUGUUUGAAAAA
Rhipicephalus sanguineus (brown dog tick) is the source of this 10345-nucleotide messenger RNA. RefSeq names its product synaptotagmin-14 (gene Syt14). The transcript has 11 exons. Lineage: Eukaryota; Metazoa; Arthropoda; Arachnida; Ixodida; Ixodidae. The record is from RefSeq and is a predicted model, not a curated record. Bases 564 to 2123 code for a protein of 519 amino acids.